AUGCCCGAGGAUUUAAGUACGCACACCUACAUUGUCAAACAGCAACUACUAGCAGACGAGCGACGACAUCUCCAGCAAAAAGAAGACUCGCGAUUUGGGGCAGAUCGAAAGCGUCAGAUCCCACAGCCUAUGAAGGUAGCACUGGAAGAACAUGAUGAAACUGAUGUGUCCAAGUUAAGCACAACAAUCACAGCAAUUCCAAUCAUUCAAGCUGUUACAGCAAAAAUUAUGAAAGGCUUUCAGCCUGGUGUGAUUGGCGGCCCGCAAUUCGUUUUUGUACUUGCAGGCACGCGUGGACCAAUUUUUUGUAUCAACGAGUCGAAAAAACUCAGUCGUCAAUAG
This is a messenger RNA of Plasmopara halstedii, 342 nucleotides long. RefSeq lists its product as hypothetical. The coding region runs from base 1 to 342 and encodes 113 amino acids. Lineage: Eukaryota; Oomycota; Peronosporomycetes; Peronosporales; Peronosporaceae. The transcript is spliced from 2 exons. The record is from RefSeq and is a predicted model, not a curated record.